This is a messenger RNA of Microtus ochrogaster (prairie vole), 963 nucleotides long. RefSeq names its product vomeronasal type-1 receptor 4-like. Gene Ontology annotation, cellular component: membrane. Gene Ontology annotation, molecular function: pheromone receptor activity. The record is from RefSeq and is a predicted model, not a curated record. Gene Ontology annotation, biological process: G protein-coupled receptor signaling pathway. NCBI's taxonomy places the organism in Eukaryota, Metazoa, Chordata, Mammalia, Rodentia, Cricetidae.
UUCUUUGUAUCCAGGAAUAAAGAAAUGCUCUUGAAAUUUAUUAAAGAAAUAUUUUUUUUCUUCAUGACUGUGGUUGGCAUGCUGGGGAACUUUUCUGUUUCUGUGAAUUAUAUGAUCAGUUGGUGGGGAGGGCCUGAGAAGAAACCCAUCCACCUUAUUCUCAUCCACUUGGCCUUUGCAAACUUCCUUAUCCUUUUUGCAAAAGUAUUGCCAAACAUAAUGGUAGCUUUUGGUUUGAGAAACUUCCUAUAUGAUAUAGAAUGUAAGAUCGUCAUUUAUCUGCCGAGGGUGGCCCGUGGGGUCUCCAUCUGCACCAGCAGUCUCCUCACUGUGGUCCAGGCCAUCAUCAUCAGUCCCAGAGCAUCUGGGUGGAGGAGGCUCAGACCACAGUCUGCCUGGCACAUCCUUCCAUUGUUUUUAUUCUUUUGGAUACUCAACGCUUUAAUAAGUGUGAACCUAAUUCACUCUGCCAGAAGUAGAAUCCUGAAUAUAUCACAGUACAAGAGUGAAGACAACUAUUGUUAUGUUAUGCAAGAAAGUCAGAAAAUAAAUUGGAUUGCUCUCCCUCUCAUGGUGCUGAGAGACGCUGUGUUUCAGGGAGCCAUGGGAGCGGCCAGUGGCUACAUGGUACUUCUUCUCCACAAGCACCACCAGCAUGUCCUCCACCUCCAGAACUCCAAGCUUCUCUACAGAACUCCCCCUGAGCUGAGAGCUGCUCAGAGGAUACUCAUUCUGAUGCUCUGUUUUGUUUUCUUCUAUUGGGCUGACUGUGUUUUUUCUCUAUUUUUAAGUCUCUCUUUAUCAGAAAAAUCCUUGGUGGGAAAUAUUCAAAAAUUUCUGGCCCUUGGUUAUGCAACUUUUAGCCCUGUUGUGUUGAGUCACAGGGAAGGACUUCUGCCUGAGUGUUGGCAUGUUCAGUUGGAGAAAUUGGGAAAAUAUCUCUCUAAUUUUUCUAUUCAAUGA